ACCUUCCGAAAGCACGGCAUGAAUGAACCUUCUUUUAUUCUCUCUUUUUAGGGAGAAGAAAAGAAGGAGAGUAGUGGAGCUGACUGAGAAGUUAGUGAUGAAUUUGGUAGAACUGGCGGAAGGUUUGAGAUUACCAGACAGGGGGAAGGUUACCGUCAGCUAUCUGAAGAAGCUAAUAUCUGACAUUUAAUGGCGACUCUAGGCUAGGGUCCAGAAUACCGAGCGGUCGCUCGUGAGUAGCUAACACGACUGUACGGUAAAACAUGGCUGGCGUUGUUCACCUGCGUGUAAAGUGAAAGGUUUUUAACUACCUUCUUACCGUCGACAUGCAAGCUAUUCACCUAGCCUAGCUGUCGGGAAAUGUCCAGCCGGGAGACGUAACCCGGAAAAGGGCAGAGGGUCAGAAACGCCCACAUGUCAGAGAUAUGCAAUAUGAUUAAAGUUAAUAUAAAGUUAAUGAAACUGUAAAAUAACACGUUAGAAGGACAGACAUUAAAACACAAGUGGAUGUUAACAUAGUACUCAAUGAAGCUGAUGGAGGAUUGCAAGAUUGAUUGUUUAUUUAUUUUGUGUUCAUGAGCCCAGUAGAUGUAGAAGCUUGUGUGUAAUAUCAAAAUGCAACAAUGCUAUUUAUAUGCAUGACAAAUACCAAUAAAAUACUGCAGAUGAUACGUCCUAAAUGUACUUGUAUUGUUGUCUGCAGGAUGGUGGUCGAUGGAGGCAGUGGACGCACCUGUGAGUGGGACGGUCGGUGGAACCAUAUCAAAAAGUUUCUGGAAAGGUCGGGGCCCUUCACGCAUCCUGACUUUGAACCCAGCACAGAGUUAUUGCAGUUCAUGCUCGAAACCUGCAAAAUCCUUGUCAUUGGUGCUGGUGGUCUGGGAUGUGAGCUACUGAAAGACCUGGCUUUGUCAGGUUUUCGAAACAUUCACGUCGUUGACAUGGACACCAUUGAUCUCUCAAACCUCAAUCGGCAGUUUCUCUUCAGGCUGACCGAUGUCGGUCGACCCAAGGCGAACGUGGCAGCUGAUUUCAUCAACAACCGCAUACCUGGAUGCUGUGUAGUCCCACAUUUUAAGAAAAUUCAAGACAUAGAUGAGACAUUCUACAGGCAAUUCCAUAUAAUUGUCUGUGGACUGGACUCUGUAGUUGCCAGGAGGUGGAUGAAUGGUAUGCUGCUGUCUUUGCUGGUGUUUGAGGAUGGUGUCUUAGACCCAAGUUCCAUCAUUCCUUUAAUUGAUGGUGGGACGGAAGGAUUUAAAGGCAACGCUCGAGUCAUCCUCCCGGGCAUGACCGCCUGCAUCGACUGUACCCUUGCGCUUUACCCACCUCAGAUCAACUUCCCCAUGUGUACGAUAGCCUCCAUGCCUCGUUUGCCAGAGCAUUGCAUCGAGUAUGUCCGGAUGCUGCUGUGGCCCAAAGAGAUGCCCUUUGGAGAUGGCGUGGUCCUGGAUGGGGACGACCCAGAGCACAUCCAGUGGGUGUACCAGAGAUCCCUGGAGAGGGCCGCAGACGUCAACAUCACAGGGGUCACAUACAGACUAACCCAGGGUGUUGUAAAGAGGAUCAUUCCUGCUGUAGCGUCGACAAAUGCUGUGAUAGCUGCUGCUUGCGCAACAGAGGUCUUCAAAAUAGCAUCCAGUGCCUACAUACCUCUCAACAACUACAUGGUCUUCAACGACGUCGACGGCCUGUACACCUACACCUUUGAGGCAGAGCGGAAGGAAAACUGUUCGGCCUGCAGCCAAGUACCUCUGGACUUGCACCUUUCCCCUUCUUCCAAACUCCAGGAGAUGUUGGACCACCUGACUGAGAGUGCCUCCCUACAAAUGAAAUCACCUGCUAUAACCGCAACAGUGGAAGGAAAGAACAAAACAUUAUAUUUACAGUCUGUAGCUUCAAUUGAACAGAGGACACGGCCAAAUCUGUCCAAAACCCUGACGGAGCUGGGCCUGAGUGACGGACAAGAGCUAGCAGUAGCUGAUGCCACCACACCCCAAACCAUGUUGUUCAGACUCUGCUUUACCUCAUAAGAUGAACUCAAGCACUCUCACAAUCAGUUGAUUUCAUUCUUGUUUCUAGGUCAACUCUGAAUGCAGCAUAUUUAAAUUGGCCUGCAAACUGGAACUGUUUACAGUGUGUUAAGUCACAGUGUAAAUUAGUGUAAUUUCAUUAUUUUAAUGUACUUAUUGACUAAUGUUUUGCACUGAAAAGCCAAAACCAUAGUUCAUACCACGACUUUUCUUUUGGCGAUACAUUAUCUGCUAAUGUUGAGGAUUUCUGCGUGCAAGCAAAGAGACACAAAAUGGUUACUUUGGUAAAUAUUAUUGUGUAAAUUUUUGAAUAUUUAUUUAUCCCCGCACAGUUUUGUUGUUGUUGCAGUAACCACUGAAGUGGAAAUUGGCAGACAAUAAUAAUGUGUGAACUGGAAUAAAAAAAAAAGAAGAGAUUUUCUUACAAA
This is a messenger RNA of Pseudoliparis swirei, 2461 nucleotides long. RefSeq names its product ubiquitin-like modifier activating enzyme 3 (gene uba3). Gene Ontology annotation, biological process: protein neddylation. Gene Ontology annotation, cellular component: cytoplasm; nucleus. The transcript has 16 exons. NCBI's taxonomy places the organism in Eukaryota, Metazoa, Chordata, Actinopteri, Perciformes, Liparidae. Bases 624 to 2033 code for a protein of 469 amino acids. Gene Ontology annotation, molecular function: NEDD8 activating enzyme activity. The record is from RefSeq and is a predicted model, not a curated record.